CUCCCUCAGGACAGUAGGUCGCUCUAGUCGGUGACAGGUGAAACGAACCAAACCGGUCGUUGUGUCACAAACAUGGCGACUUUCAGUAAAUAUCUAACAGCGAAAUACUCCUGCUUAGCAGGCGGCGGCUUGCUGCUUUUGUACCUGCUAAGACACCGAAGUCAAACGCGCAAAAAACACAGUCUGAAAGGAACUUCCCAACUACUAGUGAACACAGAGAAAGAUGGAAAAAAAGACAAAACAGCCGUGGAUAAGGUUUUCUUUCUUCGAAUUCUUCGAAUUCUUCACAUCAUGGUGCCACGUGUUUUCUGCAUGGAGACUGCUUACCUUCUGCUCAUUGCCUCCAUGUUGGUGGCCAGGACCUAUUGUGACGUGUGGAUGAUCCAAAACGGUACCAUGAUUGAAAGUGCCAUCAUUGGGCGCUCAACUAAAGACUUCAAGAUCUUCUUGUUCAGCUUUAUUAAAUUCAUGCCAGUUAUAGCUCUGGUGAACAACUUCUUGAAGUUGGGCCUAAAUGAGCUAAAGUUGAGGUUCCGUGAGAGGCUCACAAAGAAGCUGUAUGACCAGUACCUUCAAGGUUUCACUUACUACAAAAUGGGAAACUUGGACAACCGAAUUGCCAAUGCAGACCAGUUACUGACACAAGAUGUGGAGAAGUUCUGCAACAGUGUAGUUGAUCUAUACUCCAACCUCAGCAAGCCUCUGUUAGAUAUUUUUCUGUACAUCUUCAAGCUGGCCAGCGCCAUUGGAGCUCAGGGCCCAGCAAUCAUGAUGGCUUACCUGCUGAUCUCAGGCCUGUUCCUGACCAGACUGAGGAGGCCCAUAGGAAAGAUGACAGUGACCGAGCAGCGCUAUGAGGGAGAGUACCGCUAUGUGAACUCACGCCUUAUCACUAACAGUGAGGAGAUUGCCUUCUAUAAUGGAAACUUGAGGGAAAAGCAGACAAUUCAUUCAACAUUCAAGAAACUUGCGGAUCACCUGCAUAAUUUCAUCUUCUUUCGCUUCUCUAUGGGGUUUGUGGACAGCAUUAUUGCAAAGUAUGUGGCAACAGUCGUGGGCUAUCUGGUGGUCAGCCGUCCCUUUCUCAGCCUGUCCCACUCCCGGCACCUGCACAGCACACAUUCUGAGCUGCUGGAGGACUACUACCAGAGUGGCAGGAUGCUCUUGAGAAUGUCUCAGGCCCUGGGUAGGAUUGUAUUGGCUGGACGAGAGAUGACCCGCCUUUCUGGGUUCACAGCUCGAAUCACUGAACUGAUGACAGUUUUAAAGGAGCUCAACACUGGCAAAUAUGAACGCACCAUGGUUUCCUUGCAGGAGAGGGAAACAGAGACUGCAGAGAAAACCAUCCUGGUUCCUGGAAGUGGUCAGAUCAUUAACAGAGACAACAUCAUUAAAUUUGACCAUACUCCACUGGCAACACCAAAUGGAGACCUACUGAUCAGAGACCUCACAUUUGAGGUGAGGUCCGGCACCAAUGUUCUUGUUUGUGGACCUAACGGCUGUGGAAAGAGCUCCUUGUUUAGAGUGCUCGGAGAGUUGUGGCCAUUGUUUGGUGGAAACCUGACUAAGCCUGAGAGAGGAAAACUCUUCUAUGUUCCCCAGAGACCCUAUAUGACUCUUGGCUCCCUGAGGGAUCAAGUUAUUUAUCCAGACACUGUUGAAGAGCAACGCAGGAAGGGCAUCUCUGAUCAGGUGUUGAAGGAUUAUCUUGACAACGUUCAGCUUGGUCACAUUCUGGGCAGGGAGGGCAGCUGGGAUGUAGUCCAGGAUUGGAUGGAUGUUCUCAGUGGAGGGGAAAAGCAGAGAAUGGCUAUGGCCAGACUGUUCUACCACAAGCCCCAGUUUGCUAUUCUGGAUGAGUGUACCAGUGCAGUGAGUGUGGAUGUGGAGGACUAUAUCUACAGCCACUGCAGAACGGUGGGCAUUACAUUGUUUACAGUGUCCCACAGAAAGUCCCUAUGGAAACACCAUGAGUACUAUCUCCACAUGGACGGCAGAGGGAACUACGAGUUCAAGCCCAUCACAGAAGAAACUGUAGAGUUUGGCUCCUAAAUGCUAGGUGACCGAGCCCACACUGUUCUCUUAGAAACAGCCCAUUAACUUGGUUCUUUAAAGAUAUAAUUCACAGCUAUAGCUAGAAAAUAAUAUGUAAGAUGGUUUUUUUUUUUUGCUAUUUAACAUAAAUUUUGUUUGGGUUAAUCUUUGUUAUUCUGGAAAAUGUUAAUUUUUUACGUAAGAGAUUUUUGAAGGAUGAUGGAGUGUGUGGGUAUUAGCAUUUAUGCUGAACUUUGUGUGUGCACCAGAUCACACCUCACUGCAGUGACAGGUUUAAAAAGACUGCGUUCUUUGAGAAAAGAUCAAGUAUUUGUCCAAAUGUAUGAUAGAUUCUCCAGGUCUCCUGUCAUACUAUAAGAACUGAGGCUGUUUUGGUGUGAACCCGUUAAUGACUCUUGAUUUCACUGUAAGCUUUGAUCACUGUUUCUUUCCUGAUUUAUUGAUGCUCAUCUUUCCUGGCUCAUUUCAAAUUCUCUGAAUCAUAGACUUCCAGUAAGUAUCCAGGCCAAGUUUUAGUACUGAACACAGCUUCAGUUAAUGAUCAUAACUUGGUACCAUUUUGGUUGCUGAAGUCUAAAGACCCAAUCAGGAAACAGCAAAUCUGCAAAAUGUCUUCUUAUUUUUAAACUGGCUUCUUUCCUGGUUUGUAAAGCAGUUUUUAGAUGUUUCAAUAUUUCUCUGGUGGUGAGAUAAAACAAAAGUCAAACUAAUUUUACUUGAUCUUUAUAACUGGUGACUAGGUACACUUGUGACACUAUAUGAUUAUAGACACCCACAAUAAAUAUUUUUUUCACUCUAAUGUACUUUAUAAAAAACCUUAUUUUGGAAUAAAGAGGCCUUAACUGUACUGUUGGUUUUAUAUGAAUAAUAAUUAUGUCAUAAUCUCAUUUUGCAUUUAAAAUGUAUAAACCUUUAGGAACCAAA
Molecule: messenger RNA, 2979 nt
Organism: Xiphophorus couchianus (Monterrey platyfish)
Lineage: Eukaryota; Metazoa; Chordata; Actinopteri; Cyprinodontiformes; Poeciliidae
Gene: abcd3a
Product: ATP-binding cassette, sub-family D (ALD), member 3a
Exons: 23
Coding region: 73-2052 (659 amino acids)
Biological process (GO): fatty acid beta-oxidation; very long-chain fatty acid catabolic process; long-chain fatty acid import into peroxisome
Cellular component (GO): peroxisome; peroxisomal membrane
Molecular function (GO): long-chain fatty acid transmembrane transporter activity; ABC-type transporter activity; ATP binding
Source: RefSeq, a predicted model, not a curated record